CACACACACACACACACGUCCACGGCACUCAGGACAACUUUUCACCCAACUUGUUCACACAUGGAACCAGCAGAAGCUGUCAAGUAAGGGAUGGAGGGGGAGCCGGCUGAUGCUUCUCUUGACCUGAGCCACCUGACGGACCAGGAGCAGUCACUUGUCCUGCAGGUCUUACAACGGGACGUGGAGCUGCGUCAUCGCGAUGAAGGACGAGUAAGGAUCCUCCAGCAGACAGAGACCGACCCGACACUUCUGCGCACACAGUCGGGGGCAUGGUUCAGCGAGGAGUGCAGCAGGCGCCAUCGCAACCGGACGUCUGUCGGCGAUCUCGUGCACGCCACUGUACGCCACAAGAAGACUAAGAGCAAAGAUGUGCCCCUGAGCGGACUGUUUAAUGGAGAUGCGACAACACGACUCAACGACGCCUCUCCUGAUGCAGAGAGAAGACUGCAGGACAACAAGGACGAGCAUGGAGAGUUGGUGAUGACAGAGAAACAUCCUCAUCUUCAAUCCCAGGGUCUCAAGCAUAGAAAUAGUUCCUUGUCAUCUAAAGACAGCGAAAGGAGAAGUGCAGACCUCUCAGAGGAACCAGAGGAUGACUUUGACUGCCACAACGGGGACACAGACUCUCUGAGCAGCAAUCUGACAGAGCCAGCCUCUCUGAGAACUAGCAGCUCCACCAGCAGCCUUCAAUCAGGCUAUACUCUCAGUGGGAGCAUGAUGAGUCUGUUCAGCUCUGGAGAUUUCGGGAUGGUGGAGGUGAGGGGCCGUAUCCAGUUCUCAUUGGUUUACGAGACGAAGAAGGAGGAGCUGCAUGUGAAAGUUUUCCGCUGCGAGGACAUCGCUUCAGGGCGCAACAACCGCUCUGACCCAUAUGUUAAAACCUAUCUGUUGCCGGACAAGUCGAGUCACAGUAAGAAGAAAACUUCAGUGAAGAAGAAGACACUCAACCCGGUCUAUGAUCAGACACUCCGAUAUAAAGUGAGGAUUGGGGAGCUGCGGAGUCGGACCCUGAACCUGUCGGUGUGGCACGCCGAGGCCCUCGGGAGGAACGUGUUCCUGGGUGAGGUGGAGGUGGCUCUGGAUCUCUGGGACUGGACCUGCACACAGCCACUGUGGCAGGACCUGCAGCCACGAGUUAAUUUGAAUCUAGACUCCAUCAGCAGCCGUGGGACCAUCAUGCUCUCUAUUAAGUUCAUCCCAGACAAAUCUGAGGGUAAUGGUCUCCCCCUGACAGGAGAACUUUACAUCUGGAUCCGGGAGGCUCAAGGCCUCCUGACCAACAAAGGAAGCGGUAUAGACUCAUACGUUAGAAGCUACAUACUCCCGGAUGCAAGCAGACAAAGUGGUCAGAAGACGCGUGUGGUGAAGAACUCCAUCAGCCCCACUUACAACCACACCAUGGUGUACGAUGGCUUCCACUCCAGCGACCUGAGAGAGGCCUGCGCCGAGCUGAUGGUCUGGCAGCGCGAAGGGUUAAAGAGGAGCGUCUUGGGAGGGAUUCGUCUGAGCUGUGGAAACGGUCAGAGUUAUGGCGAGGACGUCAGCUGGAUGGACUCCACUGAACAGGAGGUCACCGUGUGGACGUCCAUGAUUGAAAACCCAAACCACUGGAUCGACGCCAUGCUACCGAUCAGGACUAACCUAGCGCACCGGUCUGAGUGACUAAGUGACGCACACUGACGCACAAAACACACACUGACAGGCAAAAAACGGUCGGUCUGAAAGAACUCUCAGCACAAAAGCACAUUUAACCUCUUUGUCACAAUGAUACACACAUACACUUGGUUAUUUCGACACACACAUGGAGACAGUAGCGGUGCAAUAUUGUGAAUUAAUGGGGUAGAUCAGAAAUACCCAAACUGUCCUCGUUUCAAAUGUCUUAUUUGUAUAUUUUUUCCCUAUUUGACAAAAGGGCAUUUGUAAUAGUGUUCUGAUUUACUUACUUAUAUUAUAUUAAGGUGAAAUAAGUUUAGAAAAAUGUUUAAUGUUUAGAAUUCAAUUACCACAGGCUAAUUUACUGUUAUUGUUUGAUAUUUAUUUCUAGUCUUAUCUCAACAAUUUCAAUCACUCUUGAAUACAUGUGUGUCAAAUGGCACUAAUAGCACUAAUCCCCGAUCUCUUUCAACCUGAGGAACUGUGAGGAUUCAUAUGUUUAGGUGUCAUCACUAUUACUGGAUGUGAUGGAAAAAUCGAUUCGCUUUUACUUUUAAUGGAGUCGCUGACUACCACCUUGUGGUCAGACCCUGUAGGUAUUCUCUGUAAUUCAUUAAGCAAAUAAGAGAGAGAGAAAAAGGUCAAGAACACAAAAAUAUGUUAUUUGGCCAUUCGUUGUUUCCAUCUUCCACUUCACUCAUCAAAAGAAAGCAGAGGUUCAUUAGUGCACCAUUUAUUUUAAGAGCCAGAACUCCUGUCCAGCAGAGGGUGUCAAUUGGUUUCUAAAUAAAGUCUUACUAAAUGUG
Limanda limanda (common dab) is the source of this 2459-nucleotide messenger RNA. RefSeq names its product synaptotagmin-like 1 (gene sytl1). Gene Ontology annotation, cellular component: exocytic vesicle; plasma membrane. The record is from RefSeq and is a predicted model, not a curated record. The coding region runs from base 91 to 1662 and encodes 523 amino acids. Lineage: Eukaryota; Metazoa; Chordata; Actinopteri; Pleuronectiformes; Pleuronectidae. Gene Ontology annotation, molecular function: small GTPase binding; neurexin family protein binding. Gene Ontology annotation, biological process: intracellular protein transport; exocytosis. The transcript is spliced from 13 exons.